CGGAGAACUACACUAUACGGACCAUGGACAGGAGAAAAGACCCGUCAAGGAUAUUCUACCCUCACGGAUGGAGAGAACUCGUUAAUGGAUCGCUGGAAGAGGGGUUCGCUCCUAUCGCUCUCGCAACGAUCGAUAACCUUACAACGGAAUAUUAUGUUCCCCAAAAUGAGCAUCUCCAAUUUCUCUUGUAUCUCGCCAUAAAUCCCUACGACCACGGUCUCUCCUCCUAUGAACCCUUCACUGUCCUCUACCGUCUCCUCAAACUCCACAACCCUAGAUUAUUUGCAGGUAGCAUCCCUUCCCAUCCUUCUGCAUCUUAUUAUCGCGCUCCUCCUCUUCCCUCUAUUACCAGCGAUGGCGGUAGCAGUGGUGGGCGUGGGAGGAAAUCGUUGAAUCACCAAGAUACAUCCGAACACCCACAAGAUGAUGCCCCGUCAUGGCUUACAUGGGAAAAGGGAAGAAGCUUUCUGCACAGAAAUGUGUACAAGUAUAUGAAACGAUGUAAGGACCAAGGAGUAUGGCCGCUUUUGUGGACCGAUCCGGCCAAAGAAAACCGGGUGGCAGGCCGGGUUAGGAGGGCGAGAAAGGCCAAGGACGGGAUGGGGAAUAUCAAGGUGAAGGAAGAACAUAAAGAAGCUAGGCGGUCCCAGUCCCCAAGCAAGCAUGAUGAUCAUGAUGAGGACCGUCCGCCCGAGAAUGUGAUUGACGCGGAACUUGAUAUCGACCUUGAUCUCGAGCAAGAACUUGAGCAUGACAACGAACGGGAAAAACCUCCGACGCCGCAAGGCUGGCUUCUCCUGGAAUGGCUUGUUGCAGUGUGGGAAAAGGACGAGAUGGUGAGGAGAGGACCGUACGAUAAUCCUCAAUUGGAAUGGUCCCCGCUUUUCUUGAGGCAGUUGGCGAGACCAUAUGAUAGGACCGGACAAUUGCAGUGGAGUGAUGCGGGGAUGGUCAUGGGUAUCUUAAAAGCGGCUUUCGCGGAACCAUUCCCUGACGAUGAUGAAGAUGAGGAUGAGGAUGAGGAUGAGAAUGAGAAUGAAGGAGAGGAAGAGGAAGAAGAUGAGGAUAUGAUUGACAUCGAAGAAGAUGAAGAGACUAGAGUAGCGAAGGAGGAAGUGAAGAUCGCCAAAACAUUGAGAAGGGAAGAAGGAAAAGAGAUGCUUGCCAGAAGACGAUCUACUGCUGUCAGACUAUUCCGUCUCUUACUCGACACAGCCAUCGCCCCUUUCCCUCCUCCACCCUCUUCCAACCUUCCUUCGCGCCCGCCCUCCUCCAGCCCCGGCCCAGAGAUCGGACCAUCCACCUCAUCCUUCCCUUCUUCCCCCGGCAUUGGCACUGGUACGAGCACAAGAGCUCCCACUCCACCGACUUCCAUGUCCUACCCGCCUUCCCCAUCCCGCUCAGCGCCCUCUGUCCAUCCGCCGUUCAACCCCCCAUCCCUCACUUCAUCCCUCAUCCAUACCCUUGCACCCCUCCCGCUGUCUUCCCUUCAAUCUUUCUUUAUGCUCCUCAUCCCUUCCCCUUUCCCUUCUUCCUCCCCUUCCUUCUCCUUUUCUCAUGGCACCGACAUCAACAUGUCUCACGCCGCCGUCGAUACCCCCACCACCACCAUCCUCCCACCUGUACCCUUAGCCCCCAUAACGCACAUCAUCACCCUCUUGCUCGAACAUUUUGCCGGCACGUCCCGUCGAAAGGGGGAAGAACGCCGGGAGCGAAGGCGACGGCGUCUACCAGAACCCGACUUUGAGCCGGGGUACAAUGGUCUGGGGAAGCCGACGGUAGAAUAUUUAUGUAGAGAGGUUUUGGCGCUUAAUCCUCCACUGCAGGCGCCCGCGCCGAAGGGUAGAAAUGGGAGGACGAAGAGGGGGAAGACUGUACAGGUAAAGGUGGAGAAGGGAACGGAGAAGGAAGGGCAAGACGAAAAGGUGGGGAUGAAAAUGGCACACCUGAAGCUUGUUCUUUUGCAAACCCUUUUGCGACAGGAGAGAAAUGGUGAAAAACCUUAUUCAUCCGAACAAGUGGAAUUGGAAACGCUAAGAAGCGAAAAGGGGUGGAGAAGAGAUGUAGAAACGAGUUUCGUGGUUUCAGAGACAAGGAGUGAUGAAGAUCCUGAGGGUUCAACGGCAUUGCUGAGGGUAGGAAGGAUGGUACUGUUGUCUGUAGAUAGAUUAGUAGGCAUAUAAUGUCAAAAGAGACGACUGA
Molecule: messenger RNA, 2202 nt
Organism: Cryptococcus deneoformans JEC21
Lineage: Eukaryota; Fungi; Basidiomycota; Tremellomycetes; Tremellales; Cryptococcaceae
Product: expressed protein
Exons: 4
Coding region: 24-2183 (719 amino acids)
Source: RefSeq, a predicted model, not a curated record